Peromyscus californicus insignis is the source of this 1106-nucleotide messenger RNA. RefSeq names its product THAP domain containing 3 (gene Thap3). Lineage: Eukaryota; Metazoa; Chordata; Mammalia; Rodentia; Cricetidae. The transcript has 4 exons. The record is from RefSeq and is a predicted model, not a curated record. The coding region runs from base 58 to 687 and encodes 209 amino acids.
CCGCCCCCGAGACCGCGUACCGCCAUCUUUGUUAGGGGCAGCGGGCCCAUCUCCGAGAUGCCGAAGUCGUGCGCGGCCAAGCAAUGCUGCAACCGCUACAGCAGCCGCAGGAAGCAGCUCACCUUCCACCGGUUCCCAUUCAGCCGCCCAGAGCUGCUGAAGGAGUGGGUGCUCAACAUCGGCCGGGCCAACUUCAAACCCAAGCAGCACACAGUCAUCUGUUCCGAGCACUUCAGACCCGAGUGCUUCAGUGCCUUUGGGAACCGCAAGAACCUGAAACACAACGCUGUGCCCACUGUGUUUGCUUUCCAGAACCCCACACAGGUCUGUCCUGAGGUGGGGGCUGGUGGGGACUGCACACUGGAAGAGUUUCAGCCUCCAGACACUGAAGGCCCUGUGAAACAGGUCUUACCAGAGAGAACAGAAGCAAUGGAGACUCCUGGACUGCCAGCCAGCCCCACGGGGUUGAGAAGGCCCCCUCUGGGACAGCCCUCUGAUCACAGCUAUGCCCUUUUGGACUUGGAUACCCUGAAAAAAAAACUCUUCCUCACACUGAAGGAAAACAAGAGGCUCCGGAAGCGCCUGAAGGCCCAGAGGCUGCUGCUUCAGAGGACGUGCAGCCGCCUGAGAGCCUACAGAGAGGGACAGCGGGGACCACGGGCCAGACGGCCAGCACAGCGGAACUGAGCCCAGGCCGGCUCUGGGAUGUGCGGAUGGUGGCAACACUCUGGCAGGAAGCGGUUUUCAGCUCUGCUGUGCACAUUCCCACUCGCUGCUAAUGCUGCCAGGUGCCUUGAGACUGGUGGGACUGGAUGCCAUGACAGGCAGUCAUCAGGGGAGGGGCCAGCGCUGGGGAACCUGAGGCACAGCCUCAGGUCUGCUAGGCUGAGGACCGCGGCUAUGGGGCCAAAUGUUAGGAGUUGUCACAGUCCUGCCAGAGAUAACUCAAAGGGAGAGGUGGCCGUUGUUGCAGUCCACCUCCAGGAACAUGUUUAGUCUGUGGGGUCUUCCUCACCUCCCCAAAGGUCCCCCACAUUAGCCUGUAUUUCUGAGUGACUCUUUCUGGCCUGGUUUGUGUAAACAUGGAAUAAAUUAUCUGAACUCUA